AGGGCGCCCAGUCCCGCCGGGUGCUGGCGACUCGGGGCGAAGCCGAGCCGGGCACAAAAGUGAACCCGGGAGGAAGAAGAGGAGGAGGAGGAGGAGGAGGAGGAAGAGAAGGAGCAGGAGCAGGAGGAGGAGGCGGCGGGGCUGGGCUCGCAGGAUGGCGGCGGGGUGGCGGGUGCUGGCGGCGCUGCUGGCGGCGGCCCUGGCUCGCUGCUACAACGUGGACCUGGGGCUCCCGGUGGUCUUCCAGGGCCCCAACGGCUCCUUCUUCGGCUACUCGGUGUUGCAGCACUACCACGACAGCACCCGGUGGGUCUUGGUUGGAGCUCCAAAGGCAGACUCUAAAUACAGCACCUCUGUUCAGUCCCCAGGAACAGUGUUUAAAUGUCGAGUCCACACCAAUCCUGACAGAAGAUGCACAGAGCUGGAUAUGGGUCGAGGCAAUUCUCGGGGCAUGCUCUGUGGAAAGACCUGUAAAGAAGACAGAGAUGAUGAAUGGAUGGGUGUGAGCCUGGCUAGACAGCCUAAGGCUGGUGGAAGUGUGCUGGCCUGUGCACACCGCUGGAAAAACAUCUACUAUGAGACAGAAUACAUCCUGCCCCAUGGCUUCUGCAACAUCAUUCCCCCUAACCUGCAGCCCAGCGGGCGGAAGCUCUUGCCCUGCUAUGAAGAGUACAAGAAGAAGUACGGGGAGGAGCACGGCUCAUGCCAGGCGGGGAUCGCGGGCUUCUUCACCGAGGAGCUGGUCAUCAUGGGGGCACCAGGAUCUUAUUACUGGACAGGAACAGUCAAAGUACUGAAUCUCACUGACAACAUGUAUUACAAGCUGAAUGAUGAUGCUGUAAUAGCCAGGCGUUACACCUACCUUGGAUAUGCGGUGACAGCAGGUCAUUUCUCUCAGCCAACUACCACGGACGUUGUGGGAGGAGCUCCCCAGGAUGGAGGCAUUGGAAAGGUUUAUAUUUUCAGAACAGACAGACGAUCAGGGUCUUUGGUAAAGAUUUUUCAGGCUUCAGGAAAAAGGAUGGGCUCUUACUUUGGCUCCUCCUUAUGUGCAGUUGAUCUGAACUCUGACGGGCUGUCAGACCUGCUGGUCGGAGCGCCUAUGUUUUCUGAGAUCAGAGAUGAGGGUCAAGUCACAGUCUAUAUCAACAGAGGAAAUGGAGUGCUGGAUGAGCAGCUUGUCCUGGAUGGUGAUGGUGCCUACAACGCGCACUUUGGGGAGAGCAUGGCUGCCCUUGGUGAUAUUGACGAUGAUGGGUUUCCAGAUGUUGCCAUUGGGGCGCCUAAGGAGGAUAACUACAUAGGAGCAGUUUAUAUUUAUCAUGGAGAUGCCAAUGGUAUUGUACCCAAGUACUCUAUGAAGCUGUCUGGGCAAGCGAUAAACCCGAUGCUGCGCAUGUUCGGCCAGUCCAUAUCGGGGGGAGUCGAUAUGGAUGGCAAUGGCUACCCUGAUAUGACUGUUGGAGCCUUCUUGUCAGACAAUGUGGUACUCCUAAGAUCCAGACCUGUCAUCACCAUGGACAUCUCCAUUUUUCUGCCAGCAUCCAUCAAUAUCACAGCUCCUCAGUGCCAUGAUGGCUUGCAGCCUGUGAACUGCCUCAAUGUCACAGCAUGCUUUCGCUUCAGUGGCAAGCAUGUCCCUGGAGAAAUAGGUCUGAAUUAUAACCUGACUGCUGAUGUGGCAAAGAAGGAAAAGAGCCAGCAACCCAGAGUUUACUUUGUGAGUUCUGGAGAGACAGUGGGACAGGUCACAGAGAAGUUACAACUGUCAUACAUGCAGGAAAAGUGCGAGCAUUACCUAGCAUAUGUCAAGAGAAGAGUCAAAGAUGUCAUAUCUCCAAUUGUAUUUGAAGCUGCCUACAGUCUUGGGGAACAUGUGCUAGAAAGAGGUAAAGAGGACAAGGAACUACCUCCUCUCAAGCCCGUUCUCCGCUGGAAGAAAGGACAAAAGAUAGCACAAAGGAAUCAGACUGUUUUUGAGAGGAACUGUCAAUCUGAUGACUGUGCUGCUGAUUUGAAACUUCAGGGUAAAUUACUGCUAUCUAGUGUUGAUGACAGGACUGCCUACCUGGCCCUGGGAGCAGUGAGGAACAUCUCCCUUAACAUUUCCAUCUCUAACAUUGGGGAUGACGCCUAUGACACCAAUGUUUUCUUCAACUUUUCUGGGGAGCUCUUCUUCAUCAAAAUGUGGCAAAAGGAGGAGCUGGGCAUUGCCUGUGAGUUGCUGGAAUCAGACUUCCUCAAGUGCAGUGUGGGAUUUCCUUUCAUGAGAUCGAAAUCUAGGUAUGAGUUCAGUGUGAUCUUUGACACAAGUCACUUGUCUGGGCAAGAAGAAACACUUACCUUCCUUGUCACUGCUCAAAGUGGAAACCUAGAACGCACCGAGUCUCUGCAUGAUAAUACUCUAACCCUGUCAGUGCCCCUGAUGCAUGAAGUGGACUCAUCUAUCAAUGGAGAAGUCUUUCCUACUUCCUUUUUCUAUGGUGAUUCUGUGGAAGCAUCCAACUUUAUUCAACUGGAAAACCACGAAUGCCUUUUCCAGUCUCUCAACUUCACACUGCAGGUUUACAAUGCUGGACCAAGCACUCUGCCUGGUGCUUUUCUUGACAUUUCAUUUCCAAAUCGCCUUUCUGCUACUGGAGCUGAAAUAUUUCAUGUUCAGCAGAUGAUGGUUGGUCAGGACAAAGGAAACUGCUCUUUCCACAGAAACCGUAGUCCUUGUGUGGUUCCUCAAGAGAAUGAAAAUAUUUUCCACACAAUAUUUGCUUUUUUCACAAAGUCUGGCAGAAAAGUAUUGGACUGUGAAAGACCAGGCAGGUCCUGCUUGAUUAUACGCUGCAACUUAAGUUCACUAGCAAAAGCAGAGUCUUGUGAUAUAAGUAUUUACACACUGCUGAACACAGAAAUACUGAAGAAGGACAGUUCAUCAGUCAUCCAGUUUGUCACAAGGGCGAGGGUGCAGGUGGACCCUGACCUCAGGGUUGUAGAGGUGCCCAAUGGGAGUCCAGAAGAAAAACCAGUGGUCUUUGAGGCUCUACACAAUCUGGAGCCUCGUGGAUAUGUAGUCGGAUGGAUCAUUGCCAUCAGUUUGCUGGUGGGAAUUCUCAUCUUCCUGUUGCUGGCUGUGCUGUUAUGGAAGAUGGGCUUCUUCCGCCGGAGGUACAAAGAAAUUAUUGAAGCUGAAAAGAACAGAAAGGAAAAUGAAGAUAGUUGGGACUGGGUCCAAAAAAAUCAGUGAACUGCCCACAAAAAUGGAAAGUCCAGUCAUGUGACACACCCUUGCUAGCCUAUAGGUCCUGCUCUCGUAUCUUCCAUAUGUGGAAGAAGGAAUCUUCUCCAGAUUUUUCGGAGGCCCCAUUGAUGCUGUGUCAUUAUCACUCUAACAAGCUAGGGAACGUAUCCUAAGGCAACCACUGUGGCGAUGUCGGGUGACUGGAGCAAUUUACACUUCAUAUAAGAGCUGAACUUUGAACUUUGGUAACCAAGCUGCAGUGCAGAGUAAUAUUUAUGAAUCCAACUCUGUGGUAUACCCUCAGGGGAAGACUGUUACCUAAAAAUAUUUUUUAUAAAUAUAAGCUUUUUAUAUUGAUUAUGUCUUUAUAUUUGUAUCAAUGUUUUAUAGUUUCUAUUGAAUAGCUAUAUAGUUCACUCAAGCACUGAUAUCUGGCUAAAUCCUUGGAAAUACAUAUAUGUAUAUAUAAAUCCUAUUGUACUUUUAAACUUCAAUGCAAGAGACAAGAAAGAUUUUCAGAUAAAAGUAGCUGGAAAUGUCAUAUGCUUAAUUCACAAGGUUGGUAAUAUUGUAUAUAGACCAUUUAAUGGCAAUAGGCCAAAAUCUUUUCUCUGUCUCUUUUUUGAGUUGAAUUUGGUGUUUGAUUUAUAAACUAAACAACCUUAAGCAUUAUACAUAUGUGGUGUUCUGUAUUUGAGUCUAUGCUUCACCAGCCUAAAUGGGAGAGGAUGAAAAUGUUUUCUUGGUGACAUGUAGCAAGACUUGUAGCUCACCUUGUAUCACUAAAAUAUCACUAAUGUUUUCCUUUUGGAGGUUUUCUCUUGCAAUCUCUAGUAUUGUGGUCUAGGACUGGACAGUUGAGGUACCAAAAGGAUGUAAUUGGGCGAAGUACUGUGGCAUUGAUAAAGUCCUUGGAAUUAAUAAAAGAAAAAAAAAAAAAAAAAGAAAAAAAAAAAAAGAUGGAGCCUUAUUAAUGUUAAGAAGGGUUUUUUAAGCUACUGUCAAUGAUUGUGACCUGUUGCUGAUAAAGCAAGAAAGCAAGUGAUUAAUUAAUGCAAGCUAUGAUCAUGCUAUGAUGCCUUGUGAGUUUUAUACACCAGUAACGAGACUCUUUUUUGCCAUAUGUCUUCAAAAAGCUCUUGAAUUUUUGACUAGAAACAGUGGAAUUCUGUGAAAACUUCAUUUUAGAUUUUAUUUGUACUUUGCAAUCUGUGUAAAUGCGAAGUAAUUGUGUUAGUGUAAAAUUCAUCUAAGGGAAAGGAGGAUCAAGUUCUAUGAUAGAAGAUGAAGGAUUAAUGGGAGUGAAUGGUGGCAGGACAUGUUUCCUCACAUAAGGGUAAAGUAAAAGAACUGCUGGAUGUUUGGAAACCUGAAUAUAGGGCACAUGCAAGAAAUCUGUCUUUAAAAAAAAUAACCUGCUUCCAGUUUGUGUUGUCCCCCCUUCCCCCACCCCCCACCCCCUCCCAGCAUUAAUUGCCUCCUAUCUCCUAUUCCUACAGUACUGAUCGUUAUUAACUUAACUGUCUGCACCCAUUAGGCGGAAGAUGGUUCUUAAAUGAAUGAAGCAUAUCAAUUUGUAUGACCAAAAAAAAAAAAA
Molecule: messenger RNA, 4829 nt
Organism: Oxyura jamaicensis (ruddy duck)
Lineage: Eukaryota; Metazoa; Chordata; Aves; Anseriformes; Anatidae
Gene: ITGA9
Product: integrin subunit alpha 9
Exons: 28
Coding region: 155-3238 (1027 amino acids)
Biological process (GO): integrin-mediated signaling pathway; cell-matrix adhesion; cell adhesion mediated by integrin
Cellular component (GO): integrin complex; external side of plasma membrane
Molecular function (GO): integrin binding
Source: RefSeq, a predicted model, not a curated record